UUCUUCGAUCGUCAACAUGGCUGACAAUAUCAGCCCCAUUAUAUUUGGUGCUAUGAUCGGUCAUUUAGCUUCGAAGGGUCACAGACCUCGCUGGACGUCAUUAGCCAUGUUCCUGUCUGGAGUAGCGUGCGUAUUUGGCGCUCUGCCUUACUUCUUUUUUGGACCAGUGACGACGAUUUAUUAUUCAGCGGGCACAGCUUAUUUGGACGACAACGUGGAGCGAAGGAAAGCUCCGAUAUACAUGACUUUAUCGACGUUUCUCAGGGGCAUAGGACCUGUAAUUGGCUUUGUCCUGUCGUCUGCUUGUCUCGCAAUCUAUGAAGAUCCCCAACACCCGCCUGACUAUGACUCGGAAGAUUCUCGUUGGAUCGGUGCCUGGUGGAUAGGCUUCAUCGUGCUCGGAGGAUUCCAGUUUGUGUUUACGGCCCCGCUACUGCUCUUUCCAAAACGAAUAAAAAAAUUGCCAGAGGCGACAACAACGUUUCAUGAGAGCGGAAUGUUACCGGCAAUGCUGCGUCUGUUUCGAAACCCCAUUUAUAUGCUUCACAUGUUCAGCCAGAUAUUUAAAUGGUUUGGGAUUCUCGGAUAUUUCAAUUAUUUACCGAAAUACAUACAGGAACAAUUCCAUGUCUCGGCGUCCAGUGCGGCUUUGUACGGCGGAUCAUUACCAAUUGCGCUAUCUCUCUUGCCAGUGCUGCUUGGAGGCAUUACGAUCAGAUACUGGAAACCGAACCCGCGUUUGUUGACCUUCAUUAUGUUCUUACUAGAAGUCGCUACGAUUAUCCUCUUUUUGACUCUGGGGUCGUUCAGAUGUGAGGCUCCGGACUACACCGUUGGAACAAACGAAGCUAUGUCCAGAGACGACAUUGAAUUGGGGUGCAAUCGAAAAUGCCACUGUUCUUUAGCGGUGUUCCAUCCAGUAUGUAUUGGGGAGACAACGUAUUUUUCGCCGUGUUUCGCUGGUUGUCACCUUGGAAGCAUGCUCAAUCAUAGCACACUGAUUAAGAGGGGCCUAAUCAUCUCUAGCACAUCCUCAGAGGCGUACGAAGAUUGUCGUUGCGCUCAAUAUUUAAUGACCCUAAACAAGAGUGCAUACUCACGAUUGGACCACCGCGGGCAUAGUGUUCCUCUUCUCGCCGAAAAAGGCCGUUGUGCGGAAAGCUCAGCAUCGUGCACGUAUCAAUAUAGGCUGUACCUCGUCUCAUUGACACUCAGUUAUUGUACCGCUUUAAUCAUGCAGUCUGCUCACAUACUUAUCCCGAUCAGAUGUGUGGAUACCAACGAUAAGACGUUCAGUCUGGCAAUUUAUCAAGGCGCCAUCGCGUUGUUUGCAUAUAUCCCCUAUCCACUUGUGUAUAGUUAUCUAGUGGACUCUACGUGCGUCCUAUGGGAGGAGAGCUGCUCAACGCGAGGCAACUGUUGGGUGUAUGACAUCAAGCGAUUUAAUGGGACACUGCAUUAUACCACAGUGAUUUGUUGUGCUCUAGGUGCCGUAUGUUUUCUAUUUGUCUUUGCCUUUUCAACAAGAUUGGACUUAUUCUAUGUUUGUGACGAUGAAAAUGAUGUAAAAGUUGCCGAGAACCCGAAGUACACACCGACAAGUGGCAGCAUAUCAAUGACGGUUAGUCACAGUGCAAAAAACAACAGCCAAAUUCGGGAAUGAGUUGAAAAUUGUAACAUUUAGCCUCCUCUUUUACGCAAUUUUCUCACGAUGGACCGAACUGCAAUAGGUUUACUAUAAGCAAAGCACUAAUUAAGUAGCAUCACGAUCCCAAAAUGUUCUAGCAAAAGUGGCCAAGUUUACAUGACUACGGACAUGACUCGGACCCUAUGAUAAAUGGACCUAUUUGGACAAUUCGAUUUCCAUAAAAGGCCGACGGCAAAUGAAACGAAAAAAUACACUUUCUAUUGGGCGGGAAUAUGGGGUCGUAUACAGCAGUUGCAUUUUGCCUACAAUUUGAUACCACGAUUUUUGUGAUGACAACGACGAUUGCUGAUGAUAAGAAGAAUACCACAGAAAUAUUAUAACGUUUUCUCUUUAACUACGACCGUUUGCGUCUUUUGCAGAAAACUUAACUAAGAUAGAUAGCAAAUAUUAGUUAACAAAGUUAAUUCAUCUUUGAGAAUAUCACAAAAUCGAUGGUGAUUGUUUAUUUAUGAUAUACAAAACUCAGCUACAGUGGCCUUAAACGCGUGUGGGUAGAAGUGCUAAGUCCGAUAGCGCAGUAAAUUUGCUAAGCACCCAGGCGAGGAAGCAGCUGGCUUUAUUAGGCUUAUAUGGAAUUUGUCGCAAAAGAACCUUACAUCGAUGCGUCAAAACUAUGGAGUGCUGCUAACGUAACGGUUUGCUUGCUUCGCUUCCAUUCAGCCACGAUUUCCUAUCGCUGUCAUGUUCAGAAAUUUGUUGUCUAUCUAAGUGAACUUCGGCUGCCACUCUCGGAAACUCUUGGACAAAACGUCGGUGUUUAGAGAGCCAAACAAAGAUCUGUGAUUUUCAAUUAGUAGGAGAACUUUAGUGAAAUAUUUAAUCAGUCGAUUUCUCACCGUGCAAUGAAAACCUAGAGUGAGCUUAAAAGAUUCCUUCAAAAAUAGGAUUUCUUUCUAUGAAAUCUCUGUGAGAUGCUACCAGUGCCGAUAUGUCGUUGCUACCAAG
Messenger RNA from Varroa destructor (honeybee mite), 2653 nucleotides. Its product is annotated as solute carrier organic anion transporter family member 74D-like. Gene Ontology annotation, cellular component: basolateral plasma membrane. Lineage: Eukaryota; Metazoa; Arthropoda; Arachnida; Mesostigmata; Varroidae. Gene Ontology annotation, biological process: sodium-independent organic anion transport; transmembrane transport. The record is from RefSeq and is a predicted model, not a curated record.